Molecule: messenger RNA, 1724 nt
Organism: Durotheca rogersii
Lineage: Eukaryota; Fungi; Ascomycota; Sordariomycetes; Xylariales; Xylariaceae
Product: enolase C-terminal domain-like protein
Exons: 2
Coding region: 123-1487 (454 amino acids)
Biological process (GO): carbohydrate catabolic process; amino acid catabolic process
Molecular function (GO): L-fuconate dehydratase activity; magnesium ion binding
Source: RefSeq, a predicted model, not a curated record
CCCCCCCCAGCAUCUACCCGAGUACCCUUUGUAUAAGUCAUCUUGUCGAUAUAUCUGCAGCCCAACCCUCGCGGCCCCCGAAGACGCCGUCGUAGCCCGCGAAGCUAGCACCACCGGCGAGCAUGCCCGACAUCACCAUCACCGGCUGGCGGACCCGCGACGUGCGGUUCCCCACGUCGCUCGACAAGACCGGGUCCGAUGCCAUGAACGCCGCCGGCGACUACUCCGCCGCGUACUGCAUCCUCGAGACCGACUCCGAGUUCACGGGUCACGGCAUGACCUUCACGAUCGGCCGGGGCAACGACGUCGUCUGCGCGGCCAUCAACCACGUGGCGGAGCGGCUGCGCGGGCGCACCCUCGCGUGGGUCGUCGGCGACUGGGGCGCGACGUGGCGGCACCUGGUGAGCGACUCGCAGCUGCGGUGGAUCGGGCCGGAGAAGGGCGUGAUCCACCUGGCGCUGGGCGCGGUCGUCAACGCGGCGUGGGACCUGUGGGCGAAGACGCUGGGCAAGCCGGUGUGGCGCGUGGUGGCGGACAUGGCGCCGGAGGAGGUGGUGCGCUGCGUCGACUUCCGGUACAUCACGGACGCGCUGACGCCGGACGAGGCGCUCGCGCUGCUGCGCGCCCGCGCCGCGCCCGCCGACCCCGCCCGCGCCCGCCGCCUCGCCGACGUCCUCGCCGGCCGCGCCGUCCCCGCCUACACCACCAGCGCCGGCUGGCUCGGCUACGCCGAGGACCGCCUCCGCGCGCUCCUCCGCGCCACCCUCGCCGCCGGCUACCGCCACUUCAAGCUCAAGGUCGGCUCCGACCUCGCCGCCGACCGCCGCCGCCUCGCCCUCGCCCGCGACGUCAUCGGCUACGACCGCGGCAACGUCCUCAUGGUCGACGCCAACCAGGUGUGGAGCGUCCCCGAGGCCAUCGCGUACGUUCGCGAGCUCGCCGAGUUCAAGCCCUGGUUCAUCGAGGAGCCCACCUCGCCCGACGACGUGCUCGGCCACAAGGCGAUCCGCGACGCGCUGCGCCCGCUCGGCGUCGGCGUCGCCACCGGCGAGAUGUGCCAGAACCGCGUCGUCUUCAAGCAGCUCCUCGCCGCCGGCGCCAUCGACGUCUGCCAGAUCGACGCCUGCCGCCUCGGCGGCGUCAACGAGGCCCUCGCCGUCCUCCUCCUCGCCGCCAAGUUCGGCGUCCCCGUCGUCCCCCACUCCGGCGGCGUCGGCCUCCCCGAGUACACCCAGCACCUCAGCACCAUCGACUACCUCGUCGUCAGCGGCCGCCCCUCCCUCCUCGAGUACGUCGACCACCUCCACGACCACUUCCUCCACCCCGCCGCCGUCCGCGACGGCUACUACCAGACCCCCACCGAGCCCGGCUACAGCGUCGAGAUGAAGCCCGAGAGCAUGGACCGCUACGCCUUCCCCGGCGAGCCCGGCGUCAGCUGGUGGCGCUCCGACGAGGCCAAGCCCAUUCUCGAGGGCGAGAAGAUCUGAGGCCCCGAGUCCUCCCUUCCUCCCCCCCCGGCCGAGUCGGAGAAGUGGCACGCGCGGUUGGGUUGGGUUGACCGAGCGAGGUACUAGAAACGAAUAUAGUGGAAAUGGAAGAGGGGUCGGCCCCUUUCUCGCGAGAAACGCGACCCGGGAAACGGUCAAGUAAGCUGUCGAACUUGCCUACUCGUUAGUUAAUUUCCUCGCAGUCGUAUAUAGAGAAACCUCCCUUACAAAACACAC